Macrosiphum euphorbiae (potato aphid) is the source of this 243-nucleotide messenger RNA. Lineage: Eukaryota; Metazoa; Arthropoda; Insecta; Hemiptera; Aphididae. The record is from the annotation of a GenBank genome assembly.
AUGUUUCCGAUGGAAGAAUCAGAUGAAGUAUUUGAUGCUGUAAUCCGCUAUGGUUUAUACUUAGUUGCCAUUUUUCAAUUAGUAUGCAUAACAACUGUAUUUUUAUUGACUGACCAAUCUAAUGACUCAAAAGAUAACGGUGAUGGCAGUGAAUAUGACUCUGAUGGCAGUACAUUUGCAUCACCUAGACGUCCAUAUUCUCAUCAUAGAUCGAGAAAACAAGACAAGAAGAAAAGACGCUGA